GAACAUGCUCAGAAUAACCCGACUGUGAUUAAAUACUUAUUUUCAUGGGGUUUAAAGUACAUUACAUUUAAACCCUUUAAUAAUCACACUAAAAACCCCAACUUUCUCCUCUAUUCUUUAAUUUGAGUGCAGAGAAAUUAAUGAAUUAUGGAGAAAUAUGUUGUAUUUUUCUCAAUUUAUGUCUUGUACUAUUUUUUGGGUACUAAAAUUUAUUCAUUUGCAGAGCCACUUUCCUAUAAUUCUUUUACAAUUUCUAGCUUCAAUUACCCACAAACCAAGCUCAAACCUUAUGAAUGGCGUUAUAUUAGAGUUGAUUUGCCACCAUGGUUUUCUUCAAUAUCUAUAGGACUAGAGUCAGAUGUGGACCUUACGUCCGGAGCUUUGGAAAAGAUUUCCAAAAGUACGUUGCCACUUCUUUGCUUUAGAGAUGGAAGCCCCCCAUUGCCUGAUUCUUCAAACAAGGCUUUGAACCAUCUAGUUUUAAGAUCUCUUUCUAAUGGAUCAGUUGAAUCCAUUGUUGGUGUACAAAAUGCGGAGUUGUGCUACCCUUUAGAGAAAAGGAUAUCUUUUAAAUUGACAAAUGAACAGAUAACUCCAGGUGUAUGGUAUGCUGGCCUUUUCAAUGGGGUUGGAGCUAUGCGAACGCAAUCAAAAAUGAUCAGUCGAGGAAGUUCAUACUCCUUUGCUGCCAAUGUGAGUGUCGAAGGAUGUAUAGCAUCAAACUUAUGGGGUCAAUUCUGCAACAAAAGCAUCGAAACACUUGCAUGUUCUCCCAUAAAUGCAAGUUAUACAUCGACAAAUGUGUCUCCCCCUGAUUUCUAUAAUGGGAGCAAAUAUUUGGUUACUUGUAGAAAUUCCAUAGAAGAUUUUUGUCUUGGGGAUAAUGAAACCAAAUUCUACUCUUUGGAAAUAAUUGGAGUGGUCGAACAAUUGAUCAUUUCAGCUACAAACAUCGGUCAAAGUAAAACCGAUAAUAAAGCAGGGAAAGUUAUUUUGAUGUGCUACGCUCGCUACGGUGCAAUUGCUCAAACAACCAUGCACGAUUUCUCCGGUGACAUAAGUAAAGGGUCUCUAGUUGUCCCAUUACCAAAGAUAGGACGCUGGUAUAUCACUAUUACUCAUAUUAACACAUCCAAAGGAUUUGACUCCGUUCAAAAAAAUGUUGCAAAAGUUUGCUUUUCCCUAGUAUGGCAGGUCGUUGAAUGCCCUUUUGGAAAAUCUGGAUUCAACUGCACUUCAGAAUUAUACUCGCUUCAGACGGUUUUAAGGAAAAAUUCCUUGGUUCCGUUUGAGUCUUAUUAUGUGCCAUUAGAUGGGAAGGUGUCUACCGACUCAAACAGCUUUCCUUUGGAACUCCAAAGUAACUCAACGGUGGGACGGGUUUUUGGUAUCACUUGGACUUACUUUGUUCUUGACAUUCCUCGUGGAGCCGCUGGGGGUAAUUUACACUUCAAAUUAAAAUCAAAGAAAAAAAUUGGUUAUGAAAUAUAUGUGAGAUAUGGAGGGCUUCCAUCUGCAGAUAUAUGGGAUUUUUACUAUAUAAACCAUAUGAACAGCAGCACUACGUUUUUCCUUCUAUAUAAUUCCAGCAAAGAGAUGGUCGAUUUCUACGUCUUAUACGCUCGGGAAGGAACCUGGAGUUUCGGUUUGAAGAAUCUUGAUUCUAUUGAUAGUGCAUCUAUAGAGCCAACUACAGCUUCCAUUUCACUUGAAAGGUGUCCCAAGAGAUGUUCUGCUCCUCAUGGAUCGUGUCAAAAUUUUGUGGAUGAAAGCGGCUUGACAAUAUACAGCUAUUGUUCUUGCGACCGGACACAUGGGGGAAUUGACUGCAGCAUUGAACUUGUAUCUCGUCAAGGGCACAUGUGGCAAUCAAUUUCGCUUAUUGCAUCUAAUGCUGCUGCGGUUCUUCCGGCAUUCAUGGCCCUCCGAAAUAAGGCAUUUGCUGAGUGGGUUAUUUUUACAUCCAGCGGAAUAUCAAGUGGACUUUACCACGCUUGUGAUGUGGGCACCUGGUGUGCAUUAACAUUUCGUGUAUUGCAGUUCAUGGACUUUUGGCUGUCUUUUAUGGCGGUGGUAAGUACGUUUGUGUAUUUGGCUGCUAUCGAUGAAGCAUCGAGGAGAACAAUCCAUGCUGUUGUGUCAAUUCUAACAGCUUUAAUGGCCAUAAGUGGGGCAACCAGGUCCGUAAACAUAAUUCUGGUAAUUGCCAUCGGAGGCACGGGUUUGUUCAUUGGCUGGGUCAUUGAGUUGUCCACUAACUACAGAUCAUUGUCAUUCCCUUCAGGAUGCUUCAAUGAACUUUUCAGAUCGCAAAACAUAAGAAGUUCACUUCGUAAUUUUGCCAAGAUGCUGUUAAAGCGUUUUCGUUGGGGUUUUUUAUUGGCUGGCUUUGUUGCAUUGGCAAUGGCUGCUGUAAGCUGGAAACUUGAAACUUAUCAGAGCUAUUGGAUAUGGCAUAGUUUAUGGCAUGUAAGCAUAUAUACGUCCUCUUUCUUCUUUCUUUGCUCGAAGGUUACACGAAGAGCAGGUGACAUCGAGAGUCGUACACCCGAAAAUGGAAACUACCAAUUGACUCGACAAAACUCAACUUCUCAUGAAGCUCAUUAGAGAAGAACUCUUAAAUAUGGUUUGCUUCUCUUAGUAAAGGUGCGGUUUGGCAAUUAGGAAGUCCAAGGCUUAGGUAUUACAUCAAAACUAAAGCGUACCUAAAUCGCUCUAAAUAGUUGGCUUUUAGAUGGUGAAGACCACUUUCUAACCUUUUUUAUA
Amaranthus tricolor (Joseph's coat) is the source of this 2766-nucleotide messenger RNA. RefSeq lists its product as uncharacterized. Bases 148 to 2607 code for a protein of 819 amino acids. NCBI's taxonomy places the organism in Eukaryota, Viridiplantae, Streptophyta, Magnoliopsida, Caryophyllales, Amaranthaceae. The transcript has 14 exons. Gene Ontology annotation, cellular component: plasma membrane. The record is from RefSeq and is a predicted model, not a curated record.